AUGGAUCACCAAGAAACGAAAAUAGAUCCUCAGGAUGACUACGACCUCUCCAAACCACUCGCAGCCACCACCGGCCUGCGACAAGGCCUCACCUCCUACGGCGACGCCCACUUCUCCCUCUUCCUGCGCAAAGUAUUCAUCAAAGCAGCCGGGUACGGCGAAGACGCCCUCUCACGCCCCAUAAUCGGCAUUAUAAACACAUAUUCAGCAUUUAAUCCUUGUCACGCCAACAUACCCCAACUUCUCGAAGCUGUCAAACGAGGAAUACAUCUACAAGGAGGUCUAGCCAUUGAGUUUCCCACUAUAAGUGUGCAUGAGAGUUUUUCGUCGCCCACGAGUAUGUUUUUGAGGAAUUUGAUGAGUAUGGAUACCGAGGAGAUGAUUAAGGCGCAACCAGUGGAUGCAGUGGUUGCGAUUGGUGGGUGUGACAAGACUGUUCCUGCGCAGUUGAUGGGCGCGAUUUCGGCGAACAAAGUGUGUUUGCCGCUGGUCACAGGACCUAUGAUGCCUGGGUCGAGUAGAGGAGUGAGAGUUGGGGCUUGUACUGAUUGCAGAAGCCAUUGGGCAGCGUAUAGGGCUGGAGAGAUUGAUAUGGAGGAUAUUGGUGCUGUUAACGAGGAGCUUGCACCUACGGCAGGGACUUGUGGUGUCAUGGGGACCGCGAGCACCAUGGCUUGCGUGACCGUUGCACUCGGUCUGAUGCCUUUUGAUGGUGCUUCUGCCGCAGCGGUCUCCUCGGCGCGUUUGAGAAUUGCUGAACGAACUGGUGCCAAUGCAGUUGCUGCGGCUGCUGCCAAAAGACUUCCUCAAUCGAUACUUACGAAGGAGUCUUUUCUCAAUGCUAUCAUUGUUCUCCAGGCCAUUGGAGGUUCGACCAAUGCUGUUGUGCAUCUGAUGGCUAUCGUGAACCGGCAUCCUGAGGUCGCUGGAUCAAUCACUCUGGAAACUUUCGAUGAGGUCGGCAGGAACACACCACUGCUUGUUGAUCUCAAGCCGACUGGCGAUAACUACAUGACCGACUUCCACAAUGCUGGUGGUAUGCUUGCGUUAUUGCAUACACUCAGACCGCUUUUACAUCUGGAAGCUAAAACGAUCAACGGCAAGACCUUGGGCGAAGAACUUGAAACUACACCGUUCAAACCAUUCAAAUACUCGAGCGAGCUCAUAAGACCACUCUCGAAUCCGCUAUAUCCAGAAUCGGCGAUUGUGGUCUUGCGUGGAAACAUGGCGCCUAGGGGGGCAGUCAUGAAGGCAGCGGCUUCGAAAGAUAGAAGUCUUCUCAGCCAUAUAGGCCGCGCUGUUGUGUUUCAAAACACAGCUGACAUGGCUCAACGCAUCGAUGACCCAGACCUACCAGUGACCAAAGACUCGGUUCUGGUCUUACAGAGUGUAGGACCAAUCGGUAAUCCCGGUAUGCCAGAGGCUGGCGUUAUCCCGAUACCUCGCAAACUAGGAGCUCAAGGCGUCAAAGACAUGUUGCGCAUUUCCGAUGGACGCAUGUCAGGAACAGCUGGGGGCACAAUCGUGUUGCACGUCUCCCCAGAAUCGGCACUGCCAGAUUCCGUGUUUGGAUGUGUAAAGGAUGGAGAUUUGAUCGAGUGCGAUGUCGAAAAGAGACUUCUCAGACUGCACGUCUCGGACGAAGAACUGGCGAAGCGUGUUGCUGCGCGAUUAGCGGCCAAGAAAAGGGAAGAGCAUGGCACGAGGAGGAUCAGUGGGAAGCAGCGUGGAUAUCGCGGGCUGUACGAGCGAUGUGUAAAUCAAGCCGAGGAGGGCGCUGACUUUGACUUCCUUACCGCAGCAGGCCCUAUCUAG
Molecule: messenger RNA, 1815 nt
Organism: Aureobasidium namibiae CBS 147.97
Lineage: Eukaryota; Fungi; Ascomycota; Dothideomycetes; Dothideales; Saccotheciaceae
Product: putative dihydroxy-acid dehydratase
Exons: 3
Coding region: 1-1815 (604 amino acids)
Molecular function (GO): hydro-lyase activity
Source: RefSeq, a predicted model, not a curated record